Venustampulla echinocandica is the source of this 1386-nucleotide messenger RNA. RefSeq lists its product as uncharacterized. The coding region runs from base 1 to 1386 and encodes 461 amino acids. The record is from RefSeq and is a predicted model, not a curated record. Gene Ontology annotation, cellular component: cytoplasm; nucleus. The transcript has 5 exons. Lineage: Eukaryota; Fungi; Ascomycota; Leotiomycetes; Helotiales; Pleuroascaceae.
AUGACGGAUACUCCUUCGCUUCCCCUCCCCAGCGACUCCCGCGAGCAGUCGGUCCUUGAUAAUCUCCUGCGGAUAAGGGAGCAAUUGAUGCUUUUGAAGCAAGACCGUACCACAUAUGUCAAGUCCUCCGAUGUUAUGCCGCUUUACGAGCAAGUGGUGGAGCAGGUUAAGCUGCUGAAUGACAUGCGAGCCGGGGAGCCACAUGAAGAUAGCAAAGGUGCGCAUCGAGAUCAUAUCACUGGAUCUGAUAUGCUAUGGCCACUAACAGUUGUACCGCCAGUUGACCGAGUCUUGGACGGGUGCUUCCAGCUCCUAUCCCUCUUUUUCAUGACCAUCGGCAGAAACAACGAAGCUCCCGCCGCCUACGCUUUAACAUCCACGAUAAAACGGUUGCUGGACCAUUUGAUUGAGGUGGAACUAUACUCAGAGAAGGACUUGGCUCAUUGCUCUCAUACGCUUGAAAGACUGCGGGAGAUUGUCAAGAAUGCCGCUGGUUCAUAUUCGCCGAACUUCCUCACAUUUCUUUCUAAUCGAAUUGAAGCGUGUCAAACAUUAUUGACUAGUCUCCAAAAUCGACUGGCAAGGCUUGGUGGGGAUUUGCCAAAGAUACACGAGAAGCUGAUUUCGAUAUUGCGAUCCAUAUCACUGGCUAAUACCCGAGCAAAGUUCUCAAGUACCGAAGUGGCCCGGUUGCAGGCUCAGCUAAAGGAAAUUGACGCGCAAAGGGUCGACGGGAAAUUUGUUUCCGCAAAUAAGGAGGUGCCUGCUGGAAAUGAGGAAAUUUGUGAACUUCUGGAAAGAUGUCUAGUUUGGUCAAAUAUUGUGUUGGAACGGAAGGGAGUAUUUCCUGAGGCUUUCAGCUCGAAAUAUCAGACGCUGGUCGAGAUCCGGAAUACGCUUGAGAAAUUAUCUUUAACUCAAGCAUGGUCUUUGAGAGAAACUGAUUUAUAUGACUAUCAGAGACAGUUGGAUAAGAUCGAUGAAAGCCGGGUCAAUGGAAAUUUCGUCGACGCAGAAGGAAAUUUUGCCGAACUUUAUGUCCAAAGGACAUUGCUUUAUCUGAUUCGGCGUAGUUAUGGUUAUAUCUAUUACCUAAUGGUCUCAUCAGAGCCCGUUUCUGAGGCGCUCUUACCUGUCUACAACCAACUUCAGACUCUCAGAAGAUGUCUUAUCGAGGUUAAGAAUUCCGGAGGUGUAAGCUCGCCAAGAGAGCUUUACCCGUACAGCAUGAAGCUCAAUUCCCUUGACAACAUGAGAGUUGAUGGGAAAUUCUUGGUUGGUAACGAAAUCCCAGAAGGACAGGGGAGUGUUAUCGACCUCCUAUCCGAAUGCUUCGAGCUAAAUUACGAACUUCGAAUCGCAGCAGAAUCGGAGGGAGAAGAAUAG